AUGAACGAUGCUUCCCCGCCUAUCUCGCCGGCGUCCCGAACAAACUCGACUGCCAACCAGCGCGACGAAACCCACGUUCCCAACGGUCCCUCGUCUGUAGGACGCGACCAUGAACCCGGCACUCGGUCCUCGCGGCGGCGACGGCGGCGAAAGACGAUCAAGCCCGACGCUGGACUCGUCAAGAAGUUUGAUUUCGUGACACAUCUGCUGAAGAACCUGGACAUGCUCGUCUAUGCCGAGCUUGCGGCGCAAUACUACAUGGAAUGCUCUGCCGUCCGCUUCUUCAUGCGAGCGUGGUGUCAGCAAAACUUCCUCAGUCCGAAGCCUGACGACUGGCCAAUACCACUGCCUGCUAUCCAGGCGCAGAUCCUCUCCGUCUUCUUCCCGGCGCUGUUGUGCGUCCUGGCGCACAUCUUUGAAUCCCUACCAACAGCUGCUGAGACGUCGCGCGGGUAUCUGCAUGGGGGCAUGAUUGUGGACUUCAUCGGUCAGAGGCCUCCCGCGUCGAGGCUGACCCUUCUUGCCCUGGACCUGGUGAUAUUGGCUGUUCAGGGGCUCAUGCUCGCAGGCCACGUCGAAAGAGAGAGACUCCGACUGAUCACGCGCCCGAAACGCUCGCGGCUUAUCACGGCGCUUUCUGAGGAUCUCGGCGCUGCGGAUUCGAUCUCUGAGGGACGUGAACAUCACUCCGACGAAAAUCAUGCUGCAGGCGUGGCGGACGGGGAGGAAAAUGGAGGCAUUGAGAUGCAGUCCCUCCGAAGAAACGACAGCCAACCUUUGGGCGCAGAAGGGGACACGGAAGAGCGGCGACCGUUUCUCUCUGACACCCCAAUAGCGCUGCCGACGAGGCGGAUCGCACUGGUCGACGUCAUGAACUCUGGAAACGGCAUGCUUCGAGACUUGGACGUCUUCCACACGUUGCGCAACUCAACGCCGGACUUCUGGGGUGCCGUAGGCCACGCGCUUCAGUCGAUAGGGUACCAAGCCACGUUGGCUCGAAUCGCAGGCCGCGCUCGAACGCUGGCAUUCGGGAGCAAUCAGACAGCAAGAUAG
This is a messenger RNA of Verticillium alfalfae VaMs.102, 1053 nucleotides long. RefSeq lists its product as hypothetical. The coding region runs from base 1 to 1053 and encodes 350 amino acids. NCBI's taxonomy places the organism in Eukaryota, Fungi, Ascomycota, Sordariomycetes, Glomerellales, Plectosphaerellaceae. The transcript is spliced from 2 exons. Gene Ontology annotation, cellular component: Dsc E3 ubiquitin ligase complex. Gene Ontology annotation, biological process: protein processing; SREBP signaling pathway. The record is from RefSeq and is a predicted model, not a curated record.